This is a messenger RNA of Myxocyprinus asiaticus (Chinese sucker), 3318 nucleotides long. RefSeq names its product palmitoyltransferase ZDHHC16A-like. The coding region runs from base 1605 to 2750 and encodes 381 amino acids. The record is from RefSeq and is a predicted model, not a curated record. Gene Ontology annotation, biological process: protein palmitoylation. Gene Ontology annotation, cellular component: Golgi apparatus. The transcript is spliced from 11 exons. Lineage: Eukaryota; Metazoa; Chordata; Actinopteri; Cypriniformes; Catostomidae. Gene Ontology annotation, molecular function: palmitoyltransferase activity.
UAACCUUACUGAAUAAAUUUGGAAUUUAUAUUAAUACUUUCAUUAAAUUCAAUUAUUUUAUAUAAAAGGGUGACACCAUGUUUUUAUUUUUAAUGCCCUCAUAAAAGGUAAAAAAUGCUCCAACAAAUCAAAUCAGGGAAGCAAAUUUUGCCCCAUAACAAAAAAGGAAGAACUACAUUUUGAAAUGGGAUGAUGAGUAACUACACCUACAGACUCCCGUUUUAUUAAUCCACACGAUUAAACAAAGCAAGUAUAAUUUAGUCUUGCGUAUGUUAAUGCGUGUUGUACAUUUAUAAUUCCAAUAAGUACAGUUUUAUAUCUUAAAAUGAGUCGUCUUCCAAAGCAACUUAAAUAGCACAGAUGUAGCCGGACUUAGCAAGCUAAUUAAGCUAAUAACAUUUUGCUUUGUCGUCUUUAUAUUCAUCAUCAUCAUUGGUUCCUUCUGCCUGUAGAAUAUCGAAAUUGAAACUGAAUGCCAUGUCUAAUAUUAAUUCAACCACUGAAGUGCGUAAACACGUGUGAACUGCUACACGAGUGCAACUACAAUUUCCACAAACCUUAUCUGCAGUUGGAUCGUAAUCGCAUAAAAAAAGAAUCGAACUAAACAGUCAUUUUGAUUAAUUAAUUAGAUAUUACAACGAUAUGAAGUAAAUGUUACGAUAAAAUUCAAAACCAUGUAUAUAUAAAUAUUCCAGAAAAUAUUUACGCUCCACUUCUUAUACACCAAUUCCCAGAAUUCAGAAGUAGGGGGCGGUUCAGACUAAGGGGUCAGGAAUUGGCUGAUUAGCCCUGUUAGCACCUGCUGGUAGAUGCUGGAACUACACCAUCCGAUGGCAAAAAUCAUGUUUCUCCAUAGACAGCCAUUCAAAAGUAGCCGUGUUUUAUGACGAAAUAAACACAAUUCCAAGAACCAUUUCAACUUAAAUUAUUUUAUUAAAUUAUAGCACAUCGUCAUCCGGUGACGGAUUGUUUUUGAAGGGCUCUUAAAAGAGUGAAAUUGAUUUAUAUUUUCCCCUAUCGAGUGAUCAGUCACGUAACACCCGAUCCCGGAACAUAUCGUCCAUGAGCAAAUAUGGCAACCUCCAUUUCGCUAGCUUUCUGGGAACCCUGCGAUAGCUGAGCAUAGUCAUAGUGAUGAAUGGGGGGGGGGGGUGCUAACGGAUAGCUCCCUCCAGGUAUUUUAUAGCUCCAUGGUUCAGACCGAACACCUUGCGUUUAAAUAGCGCGAGAAUCGAAAAGCGCUUUCAAUAGUUGACGUUCUAUUUGGCUUGACACGGCGUCUAAAAACGCGACGCUGAAAAAAAAAUAAAAAUGCUGGAUGUGGCGCAACGGCCAAAGACGUCCGUCUAGCACAUCUUUAUAUAGAAAAACAAUGGAGAUAUUGCUCAGAGUCAUAUGCAGUAAAACUGCAAUUCCCAGAAUCCCGUCGUGAAAGCUCACAGUCCUGCGCAUCAGUCAAAAAGCGAAGCAGAUGAAAUCAAAGGGGUUGAAACUCCUGUUUCAAUUUAUGUUUCUCCAUCUGUCGCGAUUAAAUGCUCUUUCAGCGGUAUCAUGAGUUGAGUCCAUCGCACUGGUAGAAGAAAUAUCUCGGACAGGGGCAGAAUAUGCGUCCCUGCUCCGCUGUCAUGCACCUGAUGUUGGGGUGCUUGCGCGGGUGUGGCAGGCACAGUCGCUGCCGUCUGCCCAGGCGAGUGAGGCAGCCUGUAAGUUACAUCAAACUUAUCUUCAAAUCCCUGUAUUUUAGUUCACUCACUAAUUCUGAAGUGAUGAUGGACUCCAUCCUUGAGCCAGUGUUUUGGAUGGUGGAGGUUGUCACACGCUGGUUUGGAAUGGUCUUUGUAUUUUUAGUAGUAGCUCUCACCAGCUCUGUGGUCUGCAUCGCAUACUUCUGCCUUCUGCCAUUGGUCUUGCAAACAUACACUCCUGGCUGGAUAAUGUGGCACAUUUGUUACGGACAUUGGAACUUGGUCAUGAUAGUCUUCCAUUACUACAAGGCCACAAAGACCCCCCCUGGAAAUCCUCCUAAGUUGAAAAAUGACAUCCCGUUUGUGUCAGUCUGUAAAAAGUGUGUCAUUCCUAAACCAGCGAGGAGUCAUCACUGCGGCAUUUGUAAAACAUGUAUUCUAAAAAUGGACCAUCAUUGCCCUUGGCUCAACAACUGUGUUGGUCAUUACAAUCAUCGUUACUUCUUCUCGUUUUGUCUCUAUUUGACUUUGGGCUGCAUGUACUGUAGCAUCAGCGGUCGUAAUCUCUUUAUUGAUGCAUACAGUGCUAUAGAUCAAUUCAGGCACAUGGAAGCGGAGAAACAGGGGGUCCCGGUGACGGGGAUUGGGUUGCUUAUCGGCAUCGUACCAUCAGAAGCCGUGGCUGGGAAGGUCAUUUCACAACCUCCAUAUACCUAUAAGGACAGGAUGUUUCACAAGAGUGUUAUCUACAUGUGGGUCCUCACAAGCACAGUGGCAGUUGCACUUGGAGCUCUGACAUUGUGGCAUGCUGUACUCAUCACCCGUGGAGAGACCAGCAUUGAACGUCAUAUAAAUAAUAAAGAGGCCAGACGCUUGACGACACGUGGAAAGGUUUAUCGGAAUCCUUUCAAUUACGGUAAACUAAAUAACUGGAAAGUGUUCUUUGGUGUGGAAAAGAGAAGUCACUGGCUGACACAUGUUCUCCUACCGUCUGGACACACCCCAUAUGGUGAUGGACUGACAUGGGACAUCUACCCUCUUAAAAAAGACAUAGUGCCUGUCUGAGACAUUAAAGACCUGGUUGUCCUAGUUGGUAAUGGUAAUGGCCAACACUUUCACCAGGGUGAAUCCCACCUGCUGUGCCAAGGCUGAAUGCAGAACCUAUAGAGCCCAGAUUUAGACAGUGAUUUUAUGGGAUGAUGCUUGCUCAUCCUAGCCAAAUGAAAAGAAUGUCCUCCAGAAAGAACAUUCAUUUUUGGAUGUUUUUGUUCAAUAUUUUGUAAUGGAAUUCAUAAUAGCAUUUGCUGUUUAUGGAAGAUACUGUGCUUUAAGCAGGGUUUGAAGUGCUUGUAGCCAUUUGGGGCUAUUUCCCGUAUCAUGUAUAUUUGUGUAAUUUUGUUUUUAACUCGUAACUUAUGUCAUACAGUGUCAUUGUUUAAGAUUUAUAUGCACUGAAAUUAAAUGCUUUCUUUCCAAGUCAAAAACCUUGCCAGUGAUUUUAUUACAUGCAUAAUUUGUCACUACAUUUCGUUAGGAGUUUUACAGUUUCUUCCAAGAUUUUAAACAUAUCUUACAAUUCAAUAUCUUUGUAGCAUUUCUUAACACUUUAAAUGCAUCACUUAACACAUUGUAA